Messenger RNA from Daucus carota subsp. sativus, 1794 nucleotides. Its product is annotated as SKP1-like protein 21. NCBI's taxonomy places the organism in Eukaryota, Viridiplantae, Streptophyta, Magnoliopsida, Apiales, Apiaceae. Gene Ontology annotation, molecular function: cullin family protein binding. Gene Ontology annotation, biological process: SCF-dependent proteasomal ubiquitin-dependent protein catabolic process. The coding region runs from base 274 to 1377 and encodes 367 amino acids. The transcript has 10 exons. Gene Ontology annotation, cellular component: cytoplasm; nucleus. The record is from RefSeq and is a predicted model, not a curated record.
AAGAACCCAAAUCUUGAACGUGUAACGUAAACAAUUGAGAGGAAUCAAUCAUUCACCUCAACUCAGUCGAACAAAUUACAGACACAGCAUUCAGAGCAUUAUUGUUGUGGUUUUGAGAGUGGGGAAGGAAGAAGAUGGAUAGCGAGAAUUGAAAUGAUAGUGUGCAGAUACAUACAGAGCAUGUGAUGUACAAGACCUGUUUGAAUAAUAGGGUCGUACAAAGUCAUACCUGGGAAAUUCUUUGAAAUCUCCGCUUGAAAAGCUGAAUAUAUCAUGUCAGAACCAGAUCUUCAAAUAAAUAAAGUUGAGAUGGUGGAGCCUUAUGUAUGGUUUAAAACCGCAGAUGGUUCAGUCCAUGAAGUAGAAACAGAAGUUGCCAGUUUUUGUCCUUCAAUAUGUCAUGAAAUAGACUCGGGAGUUGGGCAUUCAAGGAACUAUCCCAUAGCUUUACCUCCAAGAGUUAAUCCUGCCAUGCUGAGUUUAAUAUUUGAUUAUUGCCGAUUUCACCAUAUACCUGGCCGCUCAAACAAGGAGCGAAGGUCUUUUGACGAGAAAUUUAGCCGUAUGGACACAAAAAGGCUCUGUGAGCUGACAUCUGCUGCUGACAGUCUACAUUUUAAAUCAUUGGUUGAUCUUACCAGUCGUGCACUUGCACGAAUGAUUGAAGGAAAAACCCCUGACGAGAUUCGUGAGACAUUUCAUUUACCCGAUGAUCUUACAGAGGAAGAGAAGCUGGAGCCUCUGAAAAACACAACUGAUGAUCCACGGAUCCGGCUCUUGAAUAGAUUGUAUGCAAGAAAGAGGAAAGAACUGAUAAACAGACAGAAAUUGAAGAACGUUGAGGCGGAAAUAGAGCAUGAAGAUGAUCGUUCAGUUGAGGACCUAUUGUCAUUUAUAAAUGGAAAGGAUGGAGAUUCUAAGGUGGUUAGGGGUUCUAAGAACAAAAAAAGGGAUCGUAAAAGAAAGAACCAACAAAAAAAUCCUCCUCCCAGUUGCAGUUCUUCAAAUGGGAAUCCAUCUUCAAACACUGGCAAUAAGAUCCAAAAUAAGGUUUUGAACGGUUCUCAUGGCACACGUGACAGUGUAAUGGAUCAUGACGAUUUUCUCUCUGCUUUCUGUGAGACGUUAAGGUCACAUAGCAUUGGAGAUGAUAAAUUAACACUUGAAGAGGAGUUUGAUGAUUGUGACGUAGAUGAUGAGUUAGAUCCUGCACUGAAAGAAAAACUUGAUAGGGAAGUAGAAGAUUUUGCUCGGAGAUUGAAUUCCGACUGGCCUGAGAGGAUGCAAGAGAUUUUAUCUUCAGGCCAGGAAAGUAGGCCAGGUCCAGUAUCUUCCACAGAGAUAAAUCCUUUAGGAAUAGACCAUGAUCAUACAUGAAGACCUCUUCAACGUGGCUUUUAGUCAAACACCUUUAACUAUACAUUACAACAAAAAGAUGGAUCUGGGUUCAAAUGUAAAUUGAGACUGGUGGCUGUGUUUCUUCAUGUGUUUCAAGAGUGACAAAAUUUUGAACUAUGAAGGGGAAACCCCCUGUAUUAGACAAGUAUAUGACAACGUGCGUUUACAUGCCACUUUUCUGAUUUGUAAACAUAUGAGAAUGUCCUUGUGUAAAUUGUUAUGGCACCUACAGAAAACUGCAGCACAAGAUAAAGUUCAGGUGGCUUUGGGUUUUUUCAAGCUAUGUCUAUCCUUUUCAUGCUGUAUCGUUCAAAUCCUUGAAGCACUGGAUAAAAGUAUUUUGAUGUAAAAUAUUGAUUAUGUAAAUAAAACUGAAUCCGCAAGUGUUUGUGCUUA